This is a messenger RNA of Lonchura striata (white-rumped munia), 826 nucleotides long. Lineage: Eukaryota; Metazoa; Chordata; Aves; Passeriformes; Estrildidae. The record is from RefSeq and is a predicted model, not a curated record.
CCCCCUCACCGUCCGCCUGGGCCGCCCCUCCCACCGCCAGGUGCGCCCAGGUGAGGCGGCGCCCGGCCCCGCCCCCUCGCCGCCGCCAGGUGAGGCCUCACCUGCGCCAGGUGAGCAGCGGCGGCAGGUGCGGCCCUUCCGCUUCCCCGGCUACAACGAGAGCUCCAAGGACGGCGACCUGAUGCUGCUGCGGCUGCAGGUGCCGGCGCACCUGGGCCGCCAGGUGAGGCCGCUGCCGCUGGCGCGCACCUGCGCCGCGCCCGGCACCGCCUGCCAGAUCUCCGGCUGGGGCUCCACCACCAGCCCCGAAGUGACGUUCCCGCAGGAGCUGCGCUGCAGCCAGGUGCGCAUCGUACCUGAGCUCACCUGCCGCCGCAUCUACCCCGACUCCAUCACCCCCAACAUGGUCUGCGCCGGGGAGCCCCGGAGCCGGGCCGACACCUGCCAGGGCGACUCCGGGGGGCCCCUGGUGUGCGAGGGGCGCCUGCAGGGCAUCACCUCCUGGGGGCCAGGGGUCUGCGGGGACCCCCGAAAGCCGGGGGUGUACGUCAACCUGUGCCGCUACAGCCGCUGGCUGCAGGACACCAUGGCCCACAACUGACCCAAAACCGGCCGGAUUCGCCCCAAAAUCGCCUGGAUUCGCCCCAAAAACGGCCAAAAUCGGCUGCAUUCGCCCCAAAAUCGCCUGGAUUCGCCCCAAAAUCGGCCGGAUUCGCCCCAAAACUGGCCGGAUUCGCCCCAGAAACAGCUGGAUUCACCCCAAAAACGGCCAAAAUCGGCCGGAUUCGCCCCAAAAUCAGCUGGAUUUGCCCCAAAAUCGGCCGGA